Messenger RNA from Fimicolochytrium jonesii, 1050 nucleotides. RefSeq names its product DnaJ domain-containing protein. Gene Ontology annotation, cellular component: cytosol. The transcript has 7 exons. NCBI's taxonomy places the organism in Eukaryota, Fungi, Chytridiomycota, Chytridiomycetes, Spizellomycetales, Powellomycetaceae. Gene Ontology annotation, molecular function: protein-folding chaperone binding. The record is from RefSeq and is a predicted model, not a curated record. Bases 1 to 1050 code for a protein of 349 amino acids. Gene Ontology annotation, biological process: translational initiation.
AUGGCUGCGACAGCGGUUUCUUCCGUAGGAGACUACUACAAAGUCCUCGGCAUCAACAGAUCUGCUGACGAUGCAGCUGUGAAGAAGGCAUAUAGGGUCAAUGCUUUGAAGUAUCACCCUGAGAAAAACAUCACGCCAGAGGCAAUCAAGCAGUUCCUAGCGAUUGGCGAGGCUUAUGAUGUUUUGAUCGAUUCAAAACGACGGGCAAUAUACGAUCAAUAUGGUCCAAAUGGACUAAGGAACGGCGUCGCUCCUCGGGAUGGAUUUGAAGGAUUUCCCGGAGGAUACAAUUACCAUGGCAACCCAGAGGAGACCUUCUCGAAGUUUUUCGGCGGGACAAAUCCAUUCUCCGACUUCUUUGCGGUCCAUACAUCUGCACCCGCGCUCAACCAGAAGGCUGGAGCUCCUCCAACUUUUGGACCAAAGUUCGGUGGACUUCAUGGGAUGAAUCGUCCGGACGGCGCUAGUGAUGGUGCCAGUGGAAACCCUCUGAAUGGGCCGACGCAGGACCCUGCGAUAGAGCAUGAUCUAGUUUUGACGUUGGAGGAGUUGUAUUUGGGAACGGUGAAGAAGCUAAAGGUUUCUCGGAAGACGUUGACUUCGGAUAACACCACAACAACUCCCACAACCAAACUUCUGACGCUUGAUGUCCACCGCGGCUGGCGGGCAGGCACCCGCAUCACAUUUCCCCGAGAAGGCGACCAAGGUCCUAACAAAAUCCCUUCCGACCUGACCUUCAUCGUGAAAGAGGCACCACACGAGUUCUUCAAGAGGGAAGGAGACGAUCUCAUCUACACAGUGCAUAUACCAUUAUCGAAAGCGCUUGUAGGAUUGAUUGUGGAAGUCAAGACCUUGGAUGGACGAGUGUUGAAGGUCCCCGUGAAUGAAACCGUCCACCCGGAUUACGUGAAAGUGAUAUCAAACGAGGGAAUGCCCAUAUCCAAAUCCCCCGAGCAAAGAGGGAAGCUGUUGAUCAAGUUUGUGAUUACUUUUCCGACAUAUCUUAGUGAGAAACAGAAGGGCUUGAUACGGGAAGCGUUGCCGGGGUAA